Messenger RNA from Daphnia pulicaria, 947 nucleotides. Its product is annotated as protein obstructor-E-like. Gene Ontology annotation, cellular component: extracellular region. The record is from RefSeq and is a predicted model, not a curated record. The transcript is spliced from 7 exons. Gene Ontology annotation, molecular function: chitin binding. NCBI's taxonomy places the organism in Eukaryota, Metazoa, Arthropoda, Branchiopoda, Diplostraca, Daphniidae. Bases 103 to 843 code for a protein of 246 amino acids.
GAGGAGAGAGGGAGAAAUGGGUGGAGAGAUGGAAGCUUGCUGGCCGGAUAAAAAGAAGCAGCUCUGCCUACCAAAGUGUGCAUUCAUCCCCUCGAUUCGAUCAUGUAUACAACAGCUCUCCUCCUCAUUGCAUUCGUCCCACUCCUGACUUCCGCUCAGGCGUUCGUCUGCCCACCCAAGAAUGGUCAAUACCCCGACCCCAUUCAGUGCGACAAAUAUUACAUCUGCCAAGAUGGAGUAGCCAGCGCCCGUUUGUGCGAAGAUGGUUUGGUUUUCGAUUCAUUCAAGCGCUCAAGCCACAAAUGCGAUCACAUGCACAACGUCGACUGCGAGGACCGCACUGAGCUCCAGCCGCCCCAGGGUAAUGCUGAGUGCCCGCGCAGGAACGGCAUCUUCGAGAACGCCGAUCCUUCUCAGUGCCACAAGUUCGUUGACUGUAUCGAUGGCCAGCCCAAGCACAACGUCUGCCCACCCGGCCUCCACUUCAAUGAUGCCAGCGGUGUCUGCACCUGGGAGGCCGCUGCUGGCCGAACUGGCUGCGUCCGUGAAGAAUUUUUGGAAGAUGGUUUCACUUGCCCCAAGUUGACCGCCGCCGAGUCGCUCACCGAGCCCCACCCCAGAUACCCCCACCCUACCGACUGCCAGAAGUUCUACGUCUGCCUGAACGGAGUCACUCCCCGUGAACAGAACUGCGAUCUCGGCGAGGUCUUCAACACCAACAGCAAGCAGUGCGAUCUCCCCGAGAACGUCGCCGAAUGCAUUGACUGGUACAAGGAUCAUCCCUCAUUCGUCCCUGGUUCGGUGACACCCAAAUCCAGCACUCGAGGAAACUCUGGACAAUAAUAAAUCAAAUCAGCAUUUUAUUGUAAAAUUUUCUUGGUCCCAAAAGAAAUGUUUAUUCUGUUGAACGUUUUCAUACAAUUCGUAAAUACACCUUCUCGCCACUC